AUGGAUGCUCCUGCAUGGACGCGACAGGGUUGUGAAUCCUCCAAUAAAGUGAUGCUGGCGAUGAUCCGAGUGAAGCAAAAGUAUCUCGAGAGGCAUAUCGAGGCAAGUUGUCAGGCGAAGACAACCAACUCAUCUCACCGCCAGAAGUCGGCGCUUCGUCGUCAGCCAAUAGGUUUUCCUGUUCGGGAAGUAAGGCGAACAACCAGGCAGUCACUCGCCUGCCUGCGUCGUCCCUGCUCUUCCUGGUAUUUCUUCUCUUCUCCUCUUCUCCUCCCCAUCUCCGCUUCUCUUCCUCUAUUCUCUGCCAUGACCAAUUCCCCCUUCCUCCCAUCCUCCUCCCCCUCCUCCCAGAGGAACGAUAUUCCAACUAUGGCGGAUUCUACCCCAACUACAACCUCUACGCUCACCCCCGCGGCCACAGCCACGAAUACGAGCUCGUCCUCAACUGACUCUAAGCUGGAGGCUGAGCCGUCCGUUGAAAAUAACCACAAUCCCGCCAAACCAGAUUCCACACCUCCGGUUCCCGUCUCGGAGAACAAGAAGUCCCAAUGUAAGAAACACCCGGGCAAAGAAUCAGAUCCCAGUGCUCGGAAAAAGAAGAAGAACUGCAAGGCCUCAUCGAUCGCCACACCCAGUAGUGAUAGCUCUUCCAGCUCCAGCACCUCGGACUCCUCUGACCAGGACGAGUCCGACGACGAGGCCUCGAGUUCUGCCUCGGAGGUGGAGCGAAAGCAUCACAGGAAGCGGUCCAAGGCCAAGAAGAAGGCUUCCAAACAUAGUCGCAAGAAGAAGUCCAGUUCGCGAUAUCAGUCCGACUCCGAGCUGGAAUCGGACCCCGAUGCCGACGAGGAUGAAUCCUCCAUGGAUGAGAAGACCCUCAAAAAGUUGAUUCAAAUGCUCAAGCUUCGCAAGGCAAAGAAGAACCGCUCCAAGGAGGAUUCUACCGAAGACCCCUAUGGAGAUGAUGACGAGAGCGAAGACUCGGACGACGUGGACCUGCGCCUCGCGAAACUAAAAUUGAGUCGUCAGGGUAAACACCGCCGGAAACGCCACUCCGAUAGUAACAACGAUGCGCAAAAGAGAAAACGAAAGAGGGCUGCGUCUAAGAUGGCGUUUAAGCGCGUUGACCAAUUAUGGGAUAAUACCAUUCAUAACUACAAACUCACUGAGACUGUCGAUGACCCUACAGCCAAUGAAUGGGACCAAUACCUCUUCACCGUGCGUCGCAAGUUUGACUGGGAUAACAAGUAUCUGGAGACGGUCGUCGACCUAAAGAGCAAGCAUUUGCGCGAUGCGCUUGCGAAGGUUAUGGAUGGCGUGAAAGGCGUCAGCUUAGUGCAGGAGACCGCCGUGGUCGACCCAAACAUGCUAUUCCUGUACCUGGAAGAGACCCGCCAAUACAUGAAGGAUCUCAAACAGCAGGCGAAGACCGAGAAGAAGAAAAAGGCCCGGAAGAUCGCCAACCUGAAGGCCGCCCAUCUAAAGGUUCUCAUCAAGUAUCUGGACAUCGACUAUGCGGAGACAAAGAAGACCCUCUACCCGCUGCUUAACUCAAAUAUGAUCACUUUUGAUCUUCUCUGGGCACUGUUCAAACCCAACACUAUCGCGUACUCCACCACCUACGGAAAUCAAGAUGAGCCGCGCGCUUUCAAGAUUGAAUACGCAACCAAGGAGUCUUCUUUCAUGAAAGGUCAAUGGUACAGCAUCGAAGGACGCUACUUGGAGUAUGACGGGAAAACUUUCGGGAUGGGCAACAUGGCCGCUGAAGUAGAAAGCUUCAAAGGCGCCCGCAAGAUCACUAGUCUGAGUUGCUACCCGCUGAAGUAUCACCGAGAGGCAGAAGAGGUCAAGAAGAAACUUGUCGAAAGGGGUAAGAAGUUUGUUUCUUUGCGCGGAAUGAACUACCGCUUCCACAAGGGCAUGGCAUUCUACAAGAAGAAGCGCUCCGUCAUUAAGGUCAACAUCAAUGGACGAGUCAUGAUUGAUCCAGCUAUCCAUCGUCGGAUCAACCCAAACUACCCUAUCAGCACCGUGCGUCCAAAAGACCCUGACUUUCUAGACGCUUCAGAUGAUGACGACAGUGAUGGUGGUUGCUGCUGUGCCGCGUCAGAUUCUGACUCCGACGGGUACAGUCAUCACCGUCGCGACUCAGAUGUCCCUCUGGUCCGGUACAAGCUUGUCCGGGACAAGGAAGGGAAGCCUCACGUCGUGGAAGUUGAGCUGGAUGAGAAUGGAAAUGAGAUUCAGAAGGAAGAUAUGGAGGAGGUCGAAGAUCCCUCGCAACGAGACUUCACUGAAGAGGAGUUGCUCAUCGCUAGCCCAGUGGUGCUGGGUUUCGCAUUCAGCGAGAAGCUAUGGCUCGAAUUCAGCAUUUCCGGGAUCAGCGAGAUCGAGUGGAACGAGGAUGCGUUUGAUUCGCUUGUCCUCCCGGACAACCAGAAAUCCAUAGUCAAGGCCCUGGUCGAAUCACACACAUUCUGUGCCGCACAAAACAUCGACGAUGUCAUCCAAGGUAAGGGCAAGGGCCUCGUUGCGGUGCUUCACGGUCCUCCAGGAACAGGAAAGACCCUCACCGCUGAGGGCAUUGCCGAGUUACUCAAGCGUCCCUUGUACAUGGUCAGCGCGGGCGAGCUUGGAACCGAUUCAAGGACGCUAGAAGCAGAGCUUAACAAAAUCCUGGAUAUCGCCCACUCCUGGGGUGCCGUACUGCUGUUGGAUGAAGCCGAUAUUUUCCUCGAGAAGCGGACUAUCCAAGACAUUCACCGGAAUGCUCUGGUCAGCAUCUUCCUGCGUCUCCUCGAAUACUUCCAGGGCAUCCUCUUCCUCACUACCAACCGGGGUCGAGACCUUUUGACGAUGCCUUCCAGUCCAGAAUUCACGUCGCUCUUCGGGUACGGUGACCUCACCACCAAGGCGAAGCGGAGCGUCUGGAAGAUGUUCCUGGAGCGUGUGCAGGCAAUGGAGGGCGUGCAAACGGCCACGUUCACCGAGAAGGACUUUGACGUUCUAGCGCGGCAUAACCUGAACGGUCGUCAGAUCAAAAACUCGGUCCGCACUGCGCAAGCCCUCGCCGUCAACGAAAAGUCGCCUCUCUCGAUGGAACAUAUCAAACGAGUUCUCGACGUAGCUGAGACGUUCGACCAUGACCUUCGCGGAGGUACUGGAUAUCUGGAUGCAAUGAGAAGCUACACAUGA
Molecule: messenger RNA, 3195 nt
Organism: Aspergillus terreus NIH2624
Lineage: Eukaryota; Fungi; Ascomycota; Eurotiomycetes; Eurotiales; Aspergillaceae
Product: ATP-binding protein
Exons: 4
Coding region: 1-3195 (1064 amino acids)
Molecular function (GO): ATP hydrolysis activity; ATP binding
Source: RefSeq, a predicted model, not a curated record